Molecule: messenger RNA, 834 nt
Organism: Echinops telfairi (small Madagascar hedgehog)
Lineage: Eukaryota; Metazoa; Chordata; Mammalia; Afrosoricida; Tenrecidae
Gene: RFESD
Product: Rieske Fe-S domain containing
Exons: 3
Coding region: 1-444 (147 amino acids)
Molecular function (GO): 2 iron, 2 sulfur cluster binding
Source: RefSeq, a predicted model, not a curated record
AUGGGCCAUAAACCUUACCGCAGCAGCUCGGACCUCCCCUUCCCCCGCUUUCCUUUAAAAAUCCCAGAUCCCGAACAGGACCCCGCGACUCCCCUGGGCUACUUGCUAGCCCAUGGGGCUUUGGCCGGGAGCUCCCCUCUAAUAAAGCUAUAUUCGGGAGGGCCUUUACAUUUGGGAGAGAUUGAGGAUUUCGAUGGACGAUCCUGUAUUGUUUGUCCCUGGCAUAAAUUCAAAAUUACCUUGGCAACAGGAGAAGGAUUAUAUCAGGCCAAAAACCCGAGAGACCCAUCAGCAAAGCCCACGUGGUGCUCCAAAGGAAUAAAGCAGAGGACCCAUACGGUGACAGUGGACAACGGGAACCUUUACGUGACUCUUUCUACAGAGCCUUUUAGAUGCGACUCUGAUUUUUAUGCUACUGGAGACUUCAAGGUUAUUCAGAGUUAGUUCAUGAUCAAGGAUAUAUGUGUGGCAACGAAAAGAAAUUGUGUGUGCUUUGAAAAUAUUUUUAUGAGAACCAAAGAUGAUGGAUUUUCUUUUUAACCAUAGGCCCAGUGAUGACCUGUCUUUAAAAGUCAUGUAAGUUCAAAGUUUUAACACACACAUCUCUCAUUUAAUGUAAGGAUUACCAUCAGGAUCUGGAGAAUCCAGUUUAUUUCAAAACCACAUGACCCUUGGCUCCAUUACUCCCCAGAGAAGGUCAGCAGACGAGAAGGCAGUCACACACGGCUGUUGCCCGGCCAUGAGAGAUGUGGGCUGGAGUGCUGCGAAUGCCUCCCGCACUUGUUCAAAUAAAGGAUUUUCCUUUUCGAGCACAUCUAGGUCCAACCAAGUGUU